Molecule: messenger RNA, 1383 nt
Organism: Kazachstania africana CBS 2517
Lineage: Eukaryota; Fungi; Ascomycota; Saccharomycetes; Saccharomycetales; Saccharomycetaceae
Gene: RVB1
Product: RuvB family ATP-dependent DNA helicase pontin
Exons: 1
Coding region: 1-1383 (460 amino acids)
Biological process (GO): box C/D snoRNP assembly; regulation of transcription by RNA polymerase II; chromatin remodeling
Cellular component (GO): R2TP complex; Ino80 complex; Swr1 complex
Molecular function (GO): ATP binding; DNA helicase activity; ATP hydrolysis activity
Source: RefSeq, a predicted model, not a curated record
AUGGUUACUAUUAGUGAAGUUAAGGAUGAGUCCAAUUCAUCCAAUAAUGUUCAUACAAGAACAGCAGCUCAUACUCACAUCAAAGGUUUAGGUUUGGACGAUACCGGUGUGGCAAAAAAAGUUGAAGGUGGGUUUGUAGGACAGAUCGAAGCUCGUGAGGCUUGUGGUGUCAUUGUGGACUUAAUCAAAGCAAAAAAGAUGUCUGGUAAAGCUAUAUUACUUGCUGGUGGUCCUUCAACUGGUAAAACUGCUUUAGCGUUGGCUAUAUCCCAGGAACUGGGUCCAAAGGUCCCAUUCUGUCCAGUUGUGGGAAGUGAACUGUACUCUGUUGAAGUCAAAAAGACUGAGGCGUUAAUGGAAAACUUCAGAAGAGCCAUAGGUUUGAGAAUAAAAGAAACUAAAGAAGUUUACGAAGGUGAAGUCACCGAAUUGACUCCAGAAGAAGCCGAAAAUCCACUAGGUGGUUACGGUAAGACCAUUUCUCAUGUUGUUGUGGGAUUAAAAUCGGCUAAAGGUACAAAGACUUUAAGAUUAGACCCAACUAUCUAUGAAAGUAUUCAAAGAGAAAAAGUAAAUGUAGGUGAUGUCAUAUACAUUGAAGCCAAUACAGGUGCUGUCAAGAGAGUGGGUAGAUCAGAUGCAUAUGCCACAGAAUUCGAUUUAGAAACUGAAGAAUACGUUCCUUUACCUAAAGGUGAAGUCCAUAAAAAGAAAGAGAUUGUUCAAGACGUCACAUUACAUGAUCUAGAUAUUGCUAACGCAAGACCACAGGGAGGUCAAGAUGUUGUUUCCAUGAUGGGACAGUUAUUAAAACCUAAGAAGACUGAAAUCACUGAAAAAUUAAGAUUAGAAGUGAAUAAAGUCGUUGCAAAAUAUAUCGAUCAAGGUGUUGCAGAACUGGUUCCAGGUGUUCUAUUUAUUGAUGAAGUCAACAUGUUAGAUAUCGAAAUUUUUACAUAUUUGAACAGAGCACUUGAAUCCAGUAUUGCACCAGUUGUUGUUCUUGCUUCAAACAGAGGAAUGACAACCGUACGUGGUACCGAAGAUGUCGUAUCUCCUCACGGUGUUCCUCCUGAUUUGAUCGAUAGACUACUAAUUGUACGUACCUUACCAUACAAUAGAGAUGAAAUUCGCACCAUUAUUGAAAGAAGAGCUAAAGUUGAAAAUCUAAAUUUAGCUGAAACGAGUUUGGACUUGUUGGCAGAUAUGGGUGUAGAAACAUCCUUACGUUAUGUCUUACAGUUAAUGUCACCUGCUGGUAUAUUGGCACAAACAUCUGGCCGUGAAGAAAUUAUGGUAAGUGAUAUUGAAGAAGCUAAGUCGUUAUUUUUGGACGCAAAAAGAUCAACUAAAGUUCUUGAAACAACUAAAAACUACCUGUAA